UCACUUUGAUACCAUUUCACUUGAGGGGAAGCUGCAGUAGUAAAAGACACCAUAUGUUAGUGCUACUUCAAACAGCUCUUUCUCUCCCCCAUUUUGCUCUUUUGCUCUUGCUUUGUGUGUAGAGAGAGAGAGAGAUCUAAAGAGAGAGAGUAGAGAGAGAGGGAUGGAGGCAACACCAAAUCAUACACAAACUGUGGCAGGAUGGGCUGCUAGAGAUUCUUCAGGAAAGGUCACUCCCUUUGUCUUCAAAAGAAGGGAGAAUGGGGUGGACGAUGUGACCAUAAAGGUGCUGUACUGUGGCAUGUGCCACACUGAUCUCCACCAUGUUAGGAAUGAUUGGGGCAUCACCAUGUAUCCUGUUGUGCCCGGGCACGAGAUAACAGGUGUGAUCACUAAGGUCGGAUCGAAUGUCGCCAAUUUCAAAGUCGGCGAUCGAGUCGGCGUCGGAUGCUUGGCGGCUUCGUGCCUCGAAUGCGAGCACUGCAAACAAUCCGAGGAGAACUACUGCGCGCAGGUCCAGUUCACUUACAACGGCAUCUUCUGGGACGGGAGCAUCACUUACGGGGGCUACUCCGAAAUGCUAGUAGCCGAUAAACGGUUCGUUGUGCGUGUUCCCGAUGACUUGCCCUUGGAUGUUGCCGCCCCCUUACUAUGUGGUGGAAUCACCGUGUUUAGCCCGAUGAAGCAACUCAACAUGCUCGAAUUCGGUAAGAGGCUCGGCGUGGUCGGCCUCGGAGGCCUGGGGCACAUAGCCGUCAAGUUCGGUAAGGCUUUUGGGCUCCACGUCACGGUGAUCAGCACGUCGCCUUCGAAAGAGAAAGAGGCGAAGGAGCGUCUCGGUGCCGACAACUUCAUCGUCAGCACCGACCCCGAAGCAAUGCGGGCGGGCUCACGAACCCUAGACUACAUUAUCGACACAGUUUCUGCGAAGCACUCACUCGGACCGAUCCUGGAGCUACUGAAGGUGAAAGGAAAGUUGGCAUUUGUCGGUGCACCCGACGAGCCCGUCGAACUCCCUUCAUUCCCUCUCAUCUUUGGUAAGAGGGUGGUGAGUGGAAGCUUAAUUGGUGGGAUGAAGGAGACACAAGAGAUGAUGGAUCUUUGUGCGAAACACAACAUUACAUGCGACAUUGAGCUUAUUAAACCAGAUUACAUUAACCAGGCGCUAAAUAGGCUAGCUAAGAACGACGUUCGUUACCGUUUCGUGAUCGAUUUCACUGCUUGAUUAAGCUAAUACCUAGUUUGUCUUUUCGAUCUCCACUAAUUCGUGUCUCAGAUUAUGACCGAAAAAAGUGUUGUUGGUUUGAUCUUACUAUGUUCGCAUUGUUACGGUUCUAAGAACAUUUCUAUAUAUGUAGUGGUUUAGGGAAAAAGAAUAAAUAUAUGAUUGGAUGAA
Molecule: messenger RNA, 1396 nt
Organism: Ananas comosus (pineapple)
Lineage: Eukaryota; Viridiplantae; Streptophyta; Magnoliopsida; Poales; Bromeliaceae
Product: probable cinnamyl alcohol dehydrogenase 6
Exons: 6
Coding region: 164-1225 (353 amino acids)
Biological process (GO): lignin biosynthetic process
Molecular function (GO): cinnamyl-alcohol dehydrogenase activity; zinc ion binding
Source: RefSeq, a predicted model, not a curated record